Molecule: messenger RNA, 2844 nt
Organism: Caenorhabditis sp. 36 PRJEB53466
Lineage: Eukaryota; Metazoa; Nematoda; Chromadorea; Rhabditida; Rhabditidae
Source: the annotation of a GenBank genome assembly
AUGCAUCAACCACCUGCACACAUCGAAGUCUCAGUUGAUUUCACAAGGCCUGAUGGCCAGAGAACUCGUCCGUUACUGGUUGAAAAUAGAAGACUGUAUGUGGAUGAGCAUUACAUAUCAGUGUGGUCCCCUGUACUCCGGUAAGUCAUUUGAUAAGAAUAAAUGGUCUAAUUUUAAUUUAGAGCUUGGUGUGUCGAAUGUCCGGACAGAGAAUUAAUCCUAGCCAAUGUUCAGUACGAACAUGUCUUAGAAAUGCUUGAGUGUAUCCAUCCGACAUAUAAGGCAGUUGACGAUCAGUCUGUUCAUAUCCUUCUCCCCUUAGCUUAUGAUUACCAGGUUUAAAUGUAAAUGCAAUCUCAGUUUUAUAAUACUUGGCUAUUCAGAUGGAAGGAUUAUUACACCGUUGUGAAUGUUUUCUUAUAAGCCACAAUCUACCGUUUCUAGAGAAAGUUUGGAUAGCUGAUAGAUACAAAUUGAACCGUCUUCUCGUUUUAUGUCUCCGGGAUAUGAGACCGAAUAGCAAAGUUGACCUGAAUGGCACAAGAUAUUAUGCUCUUUCGGACCGAGUAAAGGUGUUACUCCUUGAACGAUUACAUGGAGCAGCAGCCCCAGAAGAAAUACUAGAGCCACCUUUGGACUUAGAACCGUAUCAAAGGAUGUCUGAUGUUAAUUUUGCUGCUGUAAGAGCAAAAACUGGUCGAUUAUACUAUGUAAACCCGUAUUAUAUGGGUGCAUGGUCUAAUGUGUUUGAAGUCAGUUAAAAGAAUGACAAUUCAGGGAACUCAAAUAAAAAAUUAUAGGAAAAGCUAUGUUCAAUUUCAUCUGGAGUUGAAGAAAUGUUUUGCCCAUGCACUCAUGAAGAGCUAAAAGCAUUUCUCAUGGCCAUUCAUCCACCGCAACUCAGGAUUAAUGGUUUGCUAGUUUUUUUUAGUUAUGAGCUUAAUUCACUUCCAGAAACAAAUAUUGGGCCUAUUCUCAUGUCAGCCUGCAAAAUGGAAUCACCUGCUCUACUUAGAAAAUGUGCAAAUCUUCUGUUAUCCCCGCACACCCAAUUAUCAGUUUUUGUUCGUCUCUCACUGUUGGACCGUUGUUUUCUGCAUGAAAUGCUCCCACAGUGUCUUCAAAUGGUCGUGAAACCUGAAAAUCUUAUUCAAAUGACGCAACAGACAACAUGUAGGUUAUUAGAAAAUCAUUAUUAUAACUGUUUCGUAGGCAAACAUCUGCAUACUCCGAAAUAUUGCUAAGUUCUAGAUGAUUGUCUGUCCACUAGAGCAAAAGCAGCUAUGAUGGACAGACUUGGAGUAUUGUUGGAUAACCCAGGACUUCAAACUCAUCACUGUGUGCGCUGCAAAGCUACAAAUACAUGUGGAGCUGUGACGUGGAUGUGCCCACAGUGCAAAACCUAUUCGUCUGACAACAGUCUCCUUCGGCCGAUGGUCACUAACAACGCAACGACUUCAACCACCACUACCGCAACCAAUCAAGUAAUUGGCAUCAAUAGAUAAAGCUACCUGAUGUUUAAUUUCAACUACCUAUCUUCCAACUUUGUGAAAGCAUCACUGCCACUUUCUCAUGCCUUUUUUUUUAAUUUAUAAAUAAAAUAAACUUUAGACUUUCAAACUUUCACUAGCAAUCAUUUUGAUUCCUCUGCUGCCGAAACAGGCUUCAGCAGCUUGAGGAACUUGCGCGGUUCUGGCUGAUACUCAUCUCUCUCUCUCUCUCUCUCUCUCUCUCUCUCUCUCUCUCUCUAUCUUUCUUUCUUUCUUUAUUAGAUCCACUUUUCUUCCCCAAUCAUGGUUAUAUAUAUCGUCUUAUUUUGCCUUGUUUUUACGCUCGGUUCUCCUGAUUUUACUCCUCAUUUUCGGAAGUUUUUGCAUGAUAGUUAUGGUAUCGCAAUCACUGCUAUGCUGGAAAGGACCGACCUAGGUCUUGAUUCUUCCUUUGGUGGAAGGGAAAACGCCGCAGAAUCUUCUCAAAAUCACGCUGUUAUUAUUGUUCACGGAAUAACAAAUAAAGCUUCUAGAUUUUCUGUUAGUUUACAGUUAUAUAUAUUCUUUGUUUAUGUUUAUGUUAUAUUUAGAACACAAUUUCUUACUUAAAGUCUAAAGGAUACAAGAACUCAGAAGUUUAUGGUACGACGUGGGGAGAUGGCGGCAGAACUCCAGUUGGAUUGGUGGAUAUGAAAUGCGGUUAUGUUAAACAAAUCCGGUAAGUUUGCUAAUUAGAAAAACUUCCUUCACUUAAAAAAAUUGAUUAAAGAGCAAUGAUAAUAGCAGUGCGUCAAUAUACCGGUAUGCAAGUGGAUGUCAUCGGUUAUUCGAUGGGAGCUCCUUUGGCAAGAAAAGCAAUUCUCGGGGGACAGUGUGUAGACACUCGAGAAAUUUUGGGUGAGUCUUGAGGAGGGUGGAAACGAUUACGGUAUUUUUUGUAGGAGCUCCAUUGACCGAAUUAGUGGACACAUUCUUAUCCGUGGCAGGCGCAAACUAUGGAAGUGUUCUGUGCAUAGUGCCUGUACCAGUUGGAACAUGCAAUAAGUUCAAAUUUCAAGAUUUCUAUUCUAACAAAGCAAUUUACAGGCGGAAUGGAUUGCACUGUGACUCGUCAUUUUUACAAGACAUAAACAACCAGCAAAAAUACGAAGGCUCCUAUGUCUUCAGUAUUUUUUCCUCGGCAGACGAAAAAAUCGGUUUCCGAUCUUGCGGACGGCCUGUAUCACCGAUUCGCGGGGGUACCGGAUUUGUGAAAAAAGAUGGAUUAAAUCACGAUCAGGUCAUGGACGCAACAGUCGGACUACAGAGGAACUUUAUAGUUUAUCACUCCCCAAAAGCCCCAAGAUAUUUAUGA